Messenger RNA from Annulohypoxylon truncatum, 1519 nucleotides. RefSeq lists its product as uncharacterized. Bases 169 to 1428 code for a protein of 419 amino acids. The transcript has a single exon. Lineage: Eukaryota; Fungi; Ascomycota; Sordariomycetes; Xylariales; Hypoxylaceae. The record is from RefSeq and is a predicted model, not a curated record.
GCGAGUACCUGGGCUUGUAUUUGUGCGAAUGAUUCCUUUACCAUUCUCCUUCUUCCUCCUCACCUCACUCACAUAUAGAUCUAGCAAAUAUCCAACGUUAUAGGACUAGUUUAUUUGACGCAUAUUUUUAUACCAAACCAACCAAUAACGGAGGUGUUCCAAGACACAAUGAGUCUCGACUCGUUCCAUUUGUUCCCCCGACUCCCACCCGAGCUCCGGCGUAAGAUAUACCUCCUAGCUACGCCGUCUCGCAUCGUCCACCUUCGAAAGAGAUUAGCAAAACCCUGGCUCGGGCGUUGGAAUGAAGUUGAACCCAUAGACUUUGACAAAUUCAAACUCCAUCCGCAUUUCUGUUUCUUCGCCAAGGAAUUUCACCAGAUAAUCUCGUUCUGCCAAGACUUACAAUCAUCGCCAAAUCCCCUCGAUGUACCUAGGCCCUUUGGAAUAAGACAGGUAUAUGCUGAACGCGAGUGGCGAUUUUUUGUGGAAGCCCGUUUCUACAGCAAAGCAGUUAUCCCUGCGCUGCUCCACACGUGUGUGGAAUCGCGCUCGGUGCUAGUCGAGUCUGGAUACGAGCUUGCCUUUGGAACUCGUUACCAUGAGCCGCGGACAUGGUUUCAUUUUGAAAAUGAUGUUUUGUAUCCCCAGAACGCUUUUGAUGGUUGCCUCUCAUUUCCUUCAAUGCUAUCAGCUUACUUCGAUUCACCUUUGGCAAGGUUGGAUAUCAACAGCCUUGAGAGAGUCCGGAAGAUAAUCCUCGAUAGCGCAUAUUUUACUCUACGCGAAUAUGGACGAGCUUCUUGCGUGGCUCGGUUAUUCCCCAAGCUUCUCAAGUUAUAUCUUGCUCCGUGGUUCCCUCGGGAUGAAUUAUUCGAGUCUGAAACCCGGCCACAGCAUGAAAGCAAAGAGAAUGUACAAAAGCGCCGUCGCCUCACCUAUAAAAGAAAGCCUUGGAAACAUGUCCCUGCCGAAGCGAUGGAUGUUUUAUUCCACGGCUGCGAUGAAUUUGAUAUCUACCCCCAGCUUUUUGCGGAUUCUCCGGGGUCUCCUGUACCUAGCCCUCGAGAUUUUCGAUCUCUUAUUGACGGACAGGUUCAGGCACAAUGGAUUGAAGAAAUAAAAGAUGCGGUUGCUAAAGAGCCUUUCAUGUUCCCCCAGGAGGUACCAAAAAUUGAAGUUGUACAUGUCUUCCCGGAAUACUAUGCUGAACGAAUAUUCAACGCUCGUCAAUACAUCUGGAAGCAAUACCUGCUAGCGCAACGCGAACUAGAUGCUCCUUUGCCUCGUCAACCGAGAUAUAUGGCAGAUAUAAUUGAUAUAAGGGAGGAGGUGAGUUCUGAUGCCUUGAGGGUACACGCUCUUCAAACAAGAUAUGGAGCAUCGCUGUCGCAGCGUCCACCGAGACAGGAAGUAAUAAUGGGACCAUGAGGGAUACAGCUAAUGUAUUUGAAUUAGGUAGUUAUUCAACUGUUUUGUAGCAUAGUUCAUUUUAUUUAAAGUAGUUAGACAAGAAUAAAAA